CAACAUGUGAUCACCCUGACGUGAAUUGCAGCCCAGAAGAAGACUGCAUUCCUCCAAGCAUGGAAAAACGGACCCAUGCUAAAUGCGUGUGCAAGGACGGGUACCUUCGCAGAGAGACACACGUUUGUGCCCCCACAUGCAAAAUUCUGGCCGAUCCGUGGAGUCCAAAGCCGUGUGGUGACUUGGAAGAAUGCUUUGAAGACCUCCCAAACGGGAUCGCUGGAAGCUGCGAGUGUGUGGCUGGAUACUAUCGCCGGAACGGGGAGUGUGUUG
Molecule: messenger RNA, 273 nt
Organism: Closterium sp. NIES-65
Lineage: Eukaryota; Viridiplantae; Streptophyta; Zygnematophyceae; Desmidiales; Closteriaceae
Source: the annotation of a GenBank genome assembly